Corvus hawaiiensis (hawaiian crow) is the source of this 2063-nucleotide messenger RNA. RefSeq names its product serine/threonine-protein kinase PAK 3-like. The transcript has 5 exons. The coding region runs from base 1028 to 1585 and encodes 185 amino acids. The record is from RefSeq and is a predicted model, not a curated record. NCBI's taxonomy places the organism in Eukaryota, Metazoa, Chordata, Aves, Passeriformes, Corvidae.
CCUGGCGCUCACGGGGCAUCGAAGAGCCAAGGAGGGCUGAAACGGCACGUCCCCCAAACGCUUCCCUCUCUGGUCCUUUUGGGGCACUUAACGCGCUCUGCUCAAGGGAGUCCGAGGGCCUACACUCGGCUUUCCCUGCUAAGGUGUCAUUCUUCCUUCUGUAAGCUCCACAACUGGCUGGUUGAUGUGAGCUGUCUAGGAGAUGGGGAAAACGAGACGCUUUCAAAUUGGGGGAAUUAUCCUGGUAAAUUACUGCAGUUUUUCAGCAACAGAAUUUCAAGGUGCAGCUGGGCCUUUCAGCCAUUGCAUCGAUUUUCAAAUGCCACCCGCAGCAUGCGAAGUGUGAAGAGCCCAGUGUGAAGCUCCUCAAAGACACUGCAGCACUUGUCCACCAGCAGACAGGACGUGUCUGUGCUGAGUCACCAGAAAAGCAAGCUAAGCCCGGAGCCGUUAUUGCACGGGCAAGCAGAGUUGGUUUCCAGAGGAGCUGCAUGCACUCGUUUCCCUCUCCCACUCAGUACUUUCUCUCCUCUUUCGAGCUGGCUCCUGGCUUUAACUGGAGCUUUUGACAGAGAAGGGAAUGACUGCAUCUCAUUUUCAUUGGGAUGUGGCCGUCCAAAUGUCUGCAAGGAAUCUUACAGGGAGCACGGAGCCUGGGCAAACAUCUGUGAGGCUGCAGCUUUUGACUGUUUGAAACAGGCCUUCUUUGGGCUCGGCACCUGCAGGCCACCGCACAGCGGUAGCCGGAAGGCUGCUGCCAGAGCUGCAACACAACAAAAGCGUGGCAGCCCAAGAAUCCGCGCGCAGCUCUUCUGCACGUUGUCCAACGUUAAGGUGCCAAAGAAAGAGCAAGCAGGAAGAGAGGAGCUUUGUGUCAGGAGACAAGCCAACAUCUCCCUGUCAGAAAGGGAGGUCAGGCUCCAAACUGAGUCAGAGCAAAGGUCAGCAUGCACCUACGUGCUCAAGAAGCAACUGCGCACUGCAAUACUCCUGGAAACUGAUUUCCUUGGCUUCUUUUGUCCCCUAAAUGUCAUCAAAGCAGUUAGGGCUUUCAGAAGCAACAAAGAUGCCAGCAGGAACAAGCACACUUGCUUUUAGUCAAAGCCUUGGGGAGGAAAAGUCACGUUUGCUUGGAUUUCUUGGGGCCCUGCUGGAUCGGUGCAUUUUCGGAGUUACCCCGGGAUGCCUUGAGCACUGGCUUAUGGACGGUCACCUCACACGCGGAUGGAGACACGCCCGUCCUUUGGGCUCACCAGCAGGGUCAGCACCUCCUCUGGCUCCCUCUCUUGCUGAGGAAGAGGCUGAAGAGGAGCCAAAUGACAAGAAGCCUCCAUCUGUUGUCCAUCCACAGCCUGAACGUGCAGAGCCACUCUCUCUUGACGCGCGCUCUGCCGUUCAACGUGCCGCUGCACCGGCGCGGUCUGCAGCAGCCAGCACUCCCCCACAUGCCAGCACUUCGUCCAGCAGCCCAGCCCAGCAGCUGGAGAUGAGAGAGGAGCAGAGCCUGAGGAGACUGAGGAGCAUUGUGAGUCUGGGCGAGCCGAGGAGGAAAUACUCGGCGUUUGAAGAACUCGGACGAGGGUAAGUCUGACGCCUGCUCCUUACGCAAAACCGUGGGCCCAGUCUCUGGCCGGUGUAGCGUCAAGCGUGACAUCAGGCAAGCUGCGAACACGGUCAGACUCUGGCUUUACCUUCCUGCCACCUCUCAGGACUGCUCAGUCACAGCAGUCAGAAGGCAUCAUCAAAGACAACCUGGUGCUGGCAAGGUCUGCCUUGCUUGCAGCAAGGAGCAGGGCCUGGAAGAUGUCCCGCCCCUGCCGCAGUAUGCCGGCCUACCAGAGCACCUUGUCACCCGAGAGCUGGCAGAUAACACUUCUCCAAGGCAGAGUUUUCCAAGUUCUUCUUCUCCAGUUUUUCCAAAGGGUCCCCCUUAGGCUGGGAACGGAACCGAUCGGGCGUGUGCCUUGGAGAUUUGUAGCAGCCCUUGGUGUUCACAUUGGGCCUCCGUUUUCUCCCGGACACCCUGCAUGGCAGAGGGCUGCUGGGCUGUUGUGCUAAUGGCG